UAUCCAGGAGGCUGGGAUAUGAUUAGGAAAUGAGGAGAAAGUAAGACUUUCCUAAUAUUCUACUCCUUAAGAGAUGGUUCAUAUUCAAGAAAAUAAAAACAAGAACUGGAGUUAAAUGAUCAUUUUCCAAAGGGAAAGAAAAUAUAGAGUAUAGCAGGAGGAGUGUGCCAGAGAAUGGUCUGGACUUGUCAUUAUCUUCUGCACUCUGAGCAGGACUCCAAGCCCAAAACAGCAGAUGUCCAACAGCAGCUCCAUCAGCGAGUUCCUCCUCCUGCCGUUGGGAGACACACGGCAGCUGCAGCUCCUGCACUUCUGGCUCUUGCUGAGUAUCUACCUGGCUGCCUUCCUUGGCAACGGCCUCAUCAGCACAGCCGUAGCCUGCGACCAGCGCCUGCACACCCCCAUGUACUUCUUCCUCCUCAACCUGGCCCUUCUCGACCUGGGCAGCAUCUCCACCACUCUCCCCAAAGCCAUGGCCAACGCCCUCUGGGACACCAGGGCCAUCUCCUACGCAGGAUGUGUUGCACAGCUCUUUUUCUUCGUCUUCUUUAUCUCAGCAGAGUAUUUCCAUCUCACCAUCAUGUCCUAUGACCGCUAUGUUGCCAUCUGCAAGCCCCUACACUACGGGACCUUGAUGGACAGCAGAGCUUGUGCCACCAUGGCAGCAGCUGCCUGGGGCACUGGGGUACUCUAUUCCCUGCUUCAUACUGCCAGCACGUUUUCACUGCCUCUCUGCCAAGGAAAUGUUGUCAACCAGUUUUUCUGUGAAAUCCCACAGAUUCUCAAGCUCUCUUGCUCAGGCUCCUCCCACAGGGAAGUUGGAUUUCUCAUUUUUAGUGUCAUUUUAUGCUUUGGGUGUUUUCUUUUCAUUGUUGUGUCCUAUGUGCAGAUCUUCAUGGCCGUGCUGAGGAUGCCCUCUGAGCAUGGACGGCACAAAGCCUUCUUCACAUGCCUCCCUCACCUGGCUGUGGUCUCCGUCUUUCUCAGCACUGCCUUUUUUGCCCUCCUGAAGCCCUACUCUAUUUCCUCCCCUCUCCAGGAUCUGACUGUGGCACUUCUGUACUCAGUGGUUCCUCCAGCAGUGAACCCCCUCAUCUACAGCAUGAGGAACAGGGAUGUCAAGGAUGCAUUGAGGAAAGUGAUGACCAAAUGUGUUUCAAAAGCAGUGAACUGCCCAUCUUUUGGAAUUCAUGGCUUGUAAUGCAGCUCUUUACUGAUUCAAGCUGUCCUUUAUUAUUUGGUUUGUGCCAUUUUAUCUGUGUUCUCAUUCUUCUUUAAAUAUAUUGUAAUGUUUUCACUACUAAGUCAUUAAUGAAACCAGUUCCUGUUCAGCUUGUCCCUUUAUAGUGUAGCCCAGACACACUGUACAUAAUGUACCAGGCUCUCUGCCUCUGUGAACCUUAACAGAAUAAAGGAAAUGCAGUCA
This is a messenger RNA of Coturnix japonica (Japanese quail), 1426 nucleotides long. RefSeq names its product olfactory receptor 14C36-like. Gene Ontology annotation, cellular component: membrane. NCBI's taxonomy places the organism in Eukaryota, Metazoa, Chordata, Aves, Galliformes, Phasianidae. The record is from RefSeq and is a predicted model, not a curated record. Gene Ontology annotation, molecular function: olfactory receptor activity; G protein-coupled receptor activity. Gene Ontology annotation, biological process: G protein-coupled receptor signaling pathway.